Molecule: messenger RNA, 3198 nt
Organism: Poecilia latipinna (sailfin molly)
Lineage: Eukaryota; Metazoa; Chordata; Actinopteri; Cyprinodontiformes; Poeciliidae
Gene: syt3
Product: synaptotagmin III
Exons: 13
Coding region: 981-2657 (558 amino acids)
Biological process (GO): calcium-ion regulated exocytosis
Cellular component (GO): plasma membrane; exocytic vesicle
Molecular function (GO): calcium ion binding; calcium-dependent phospholipid binding; SNARE binding
Source: RefSeq, a predicted model, not a curated record
UAAUCACAGCUCUAAUAGGACCAAACAAGAUCCAGGACGAGAUCCAGAGACCAUUUCCCACUUAAAAACACACACAGCAGCACUCACAAACCGCCUCUCUCUCCUCCUAUACACGCCCCACAUACAUCAGUAUGUCUUUAGUACAGGCAGAGAGAGGAGAGACGGAAUAUUAGUAUUCAGAGCACAGGGAGGAAAAGGAGGAGAGGCACCGAGCGAGCAAACGAGGGAGAGUGAGAGGGAGGGGACAGGAGGAAAAAAAAACACCAGGAGGGGAUGGAAAUAUAAGAGAAGAAGAGGGGAAACCGAGAGGUAAAAAAGGGGAGGGGAGACAGGGAUCGUAUUGUUCAUUUCUUCCCUCUCAGUCUGCCUUCACCGGUUCCUGCUCGGACAGAUGGAUAGGUGCGGAAUGCCCCUUUACGAGCGACGCAUCUGAGUGAAAACAGCGGAGGAGAGAGAGCGGAGGACGAGCAGCAGGAGGAGCCCAGCGGUUCCUGCGACGCAGAAAGGUAAGGAAGGGGAAGAUUUGGAGGGUUUUCAGCCAGACGUUGAGAAGUCGGCCUCCUGUCCAGGUGGAUUGGUGGAAGAGACAGGCUUCACCGAUGCAUGCCACCCGGUCCUGCUGGAGCUAAACACGCCUCCUCUGUUCACACCUCUCAGUGAAGAACGAUGGUUAUAAAUUCACACGACAGAUAAAUUUGUUUUCCUCUGUCGAAGAAACUUUUACACAAACCUCCCUUCCAAAUUCAGCAUGAGCAACACCAAGAGUUGAGUCCAGAAGAAGGGCAUCUCAGCCUGGACCAGGACCCCCCACCGAGCCGCUGCUGUUCUUCCUGCGUCGUCUUUUCCAGUUGACUCCUUGUGAAAGAAGGUGGACGGGCCGGCACUGUGCUUCUGCAGGAGGCCGUCCGAUCGGUGAGGGCGGCGAGGGCGGCGCUGUCAUCGGCUGACUGCUGCGGUGGGAGUGCGAUGCGGAUUGGAGCAUGUCGGGGGACUGGGACGAAGACCUGUGUAAGAAGGCGCUGACGCUUUUGGAGGAGCUGUGCUUCAACUCCCAGAGGGUUUACAGCCAGAGCAAACAGUGCCAGGAGUUCAGCUACCUGGUGAGGGGCCACAACAGGCAGCUGGACACAGAAAUCUCCGUCAGCCUGCUGUCGGUCAUCGUGACGUUCUGUGGCAUCGUCCUCCUCUCCGUGUCCCUCUUCGUCUCCUGGAAGCUCUGCUGGCUGCCAUGGCGGGACAAGGAGGGCGGCGGGCUGAGCCUGACAUCGGGGCUGCUGCCCGGGACCGCCGGGCUGGGAGGCGCCGCGGGGCCGUCGCUUUUACCCCCGCUGCUGCAGAGGAAGGAGGGCCACUCCUCUUCCUCGCUCUACCCCUCGCUGGGGCAGCAGGGGCACCCCCACUUCUCUGACCUGGUGGGGCUGGAGAGAGGGGAGGGCGGAGGGGUGGUCGGAGGGCCGAACGAGACCCAGGAGCAUUCGUACCUGGAUAUGGACUCCUACCCCAACAAUGCUGGGACUCUGAAGCUGAGUCAAACGUCGCCGGAUGUCCCCAACUCGGAGGGCGGGGCUCAUCCCAACAAAGAGCUGCCCAACGCCCAUUCCCAGCAGCAGGUCACCCCGCGACCCAAGCCCAUGACUCACCAGCUCUCCAGCCCAGAUUUCCACGGCGAGGAGAAGGAGCAGGUCACCUGCAUCGGGCAGAUCAAGCCGGAGCUUUACAGGCCCAAAGGCGACCAGGGCGAAGGCAAGCAGGGCGACACCUGCGGCAGGAUCUGCUUCCUGCUGCGCUACGCCUUCAACACGGAGCAGUUGGUGGUUAAGAUACUGAAAGCUCUGGACCUGCCAGCGAAGGACGCCAACGGCUUCUCCGACCCGUACGUGAAGAUCUACCUACUGCCAGACAGAAAGAAGAAAUUCCAGACAAAGGUCCACAGAAAGACCUUAAACCCAGUGUUCAACGAGACGUUCCAGUUCGGCGUGCCGCUGAACGAGCUACAUUCCAGGAAGCUGCAUUUCUCCGUGUACGACUUCGACCGCUUCUCCAGACACGACCUGAUAGGUCAGGUGGUGGUGGACAACCUGCUGGACUUCAGCGAGGGCAGCGGGGACAAACCCAUCUGGAGGGACAUCGUGGAGGGAACGGCGGAGAAGGCUGAUCUCGGGGAGCUUAAUUUCUCGCUGUGUUACCUGCCCACCGCAGGCAGACUCACCGCUACAAUCAUCAAGGCCACCAACCUCAAAGCCAUGGACCUGACAGGUUUCUCAGACCCGUACGUGAAGGCGUCCCUGAUAUGUGACGGACGGCGGCUAAAAAAGAGGAAGACCUCCAUUAAGAAGAACACGCUGAAUCCCACGUACAACGAGGCGCUGGUGUUUGACAUUCCCAAUGAAAACAUCGAGAGCGUCUCCAUCAUCAUAGCAGUGAUGGAUUAUGAUUGCAUCGGUCACAACGAGGUUAUAGGCAUGUGUCGAGUGGGCAGCGACGCCGACGGUCCCGGGAGGGAACACUGGGCGGCCAUGUUGGCAAACCCUCGGAAACCAAUAGAGCACUGGCAUCAGCUCGUUGAGGAAAAAGCAAUUGGUACAUUCGUAUCAAAGAGUGCCACAGCCCCCUCCCCUAAGCCGCAUAUUGUGGUGGACAGCCCCCACUCUGAUUAAAACGGUCAUUAUCAUCUCUACGGCUCCAGAUUCUCCUUUUUUUAUUUUCUCUCUCUUGUUUCUUCUCCUCUCAUCUGUGAAUAAUUCUCUCCGUCAAAGACAAGAGAGACGUGGAGACGCUGCCAGUGUCCAGCUGCUAGUGCCGUUUUGCUCCUGCUAAUGAAUACUCCAACUUCUGCGCUGUGUUUGCUGAGCUGGAGGGGAGGGGGCGGAGCUUCACCCGUCCUGAGCUGCAGUGUGAACAUCAGACUACAAACACAUGCAGACAGGAACAAAGUCAGGUGUAAAUCUGGGACCUAGCAAGAAGUGCACACACUUUCCUCUCUUUCUGUCUCUUACACACACACACACACACACACACACACACACACACACACACACACACACACACACAUGCGGAUACACAGAGUUUGUAGUAUGUGUGUAGUUCAUGUGCUCUUUGGAUAUGUGUAGCAGUGACGUGCGGUUAGGGGAGGCAGGUGAGGCAGUGCUUCACCUGUAUGAGUAAAAAUAAGAAGUAAAAUCAGAUUUUCCACUUUUU